AUGGUGAAGGAAAGCCGCCAAUUCGCUGCUGGCGCGGCGCCAUCUGGUGGAUGGCAGGGAGAUGCCCGCGAAUCAGUCUCUCUUCCAGAUACCAUCACCUGUAUGCUGUGUGAUAGAGAGCUGCCACUUGAGAGAUACAGCCCUUCUGCAAAGAAGCGCCUCCUCGCGGAAAUCCGUAAGAAGGGGAUUGAGGUAUUGGAUAACCAGCAAGUUGUCCGAUGUGAUUGUUGCGGCACCCAGUCGCGCUCCGAGAUUCCUUGCAUGACUUGCAAUCAGGUCCGGUCCAUCAACGAGUUCGCCCACACCCAGCGCCAGCUUCAGCAGCCGACUUGCCUUCUAUGCCAGGACAGCUUGCAGCUUGAUGAGCGUGACAAGAUGGCUGAGGAUCCGGACGAGAUCACUGAGCUCCCCCAAGUGCUCGAUGAGGGUGACAAUGUCACUGCUACGCAGGACGAGCUGGACAAGCCGGUCAGCGAGCUCACCCGCGCUAUGGCAAACUUGGAUCCCGGUCGAGUGACUGAAAAGAACUCCGAGUCCGCCCCCGUCAUUACCAGAACUAUUGGAAUGGCUGAGAAUAUCAUGCGCCAGGAACCCGCCCUGGAGGAGAACGAGGAUACAUUCGUGCCUACAAAUCGUCGUUUCGGAAUGAGAGCGGAGAGCUGGAGCGGCGGCGCAAGUUCCGCUUCGGCCAUUCGAGCUCCCACCCAGAACCAGAACAUCAUCGGAGAUAUGUCGUUUGCGGUUGUCUUUGGCUACGAUGAUGAUGUGUACUACACCAGUUCCUACCAGUGGUGA
Molecule: messenger RNA, 795 nt
Organism: Penicillium subrubescens
Lineage: Eukaryota; Fungi; Ascomycota; Eurotiomycetes; Eurotiales; Aspergillaceae
Exons: 7
Coding region: 1-795 (264 amino acids)
Source: RefSeq, a predicted model, not a curated record